Messenger RNA from Esox lucius (northern pike), 3318 nucleotides. RefSeq names its product HtrA serine peptidase 3b (gene htra3b). The coding region runs from base 594 to 2093 and encodes 499 amino acids. Gene Ontology annotation, cellular component: extracellular region. Gene Ontology annotation, biological process: proteolysis. Gene Ontology annotation, molecular function: protein binding; serine-type endopeptidase activity. Lineage: Eukaryota; Metazoa; Chordata; Actinopteri; Esociformes; Esocidae. The transcript has 9 exons. The record is from RefSeq and is a predicted model, not a curated record.
ACGUGGAAAACGUUCAUGCAAUAAACAGUUGACUGGACCGUAAGGAGAGAAGGUGGUUCAGCUCUCCAACUCCUGGGGGCGCCUUUUAUUGUCAAAUACCUCCUUUGCAGAGUUACGUGGAAGGGCAGACCCACACCAGACGCAAGCAAAUAAUAAAGGAUCUUCAAAAACCUGAGACAGGAGAAGUCACGGCAAUGCUGUACAGACACAGACACAGUUACAUUCAUACUCAUUUGUGACGAUCAUUGCAAAUGAGAGCUCCGGAAAGUGCAUCGAGUUGACAAGCAUAUGGGAUAUAUAUUUUCACCCCAUUGGAAAAACGUUAUCCAUUAAAUCGGGAUCAAGAAAAGGACUUCAUAUGACUUGAAAGAUUUUCAUUCGUAAGAAGACCCAGAUUCGUGGCUUUGCAAAGGUGACGUUGUCUGUAUAGUUCCGUAAAAGUGAUGCGUAAAAGCCCGGAGUAUUGCGCGUCGUACAACCUUACCCAAUUGACCCGCAACCGUUAUCAGGGGAACAUGAUCGUGUAAAUACUAGAUAUUAUUUAAUGUGUUUAUUUUUGUCCUUUUAUUUUGUCAUAUCUGUUCUCCACUUGAAUGCAAACAAUGCAGGUUCUACUGUUUGCCACGGUGUUUUUCUAUAUUAAAGACUUCGUCUCUGCUGAUCCCAAACCAAAAUGCCCAGAGCGGUGCGACGUGAGCACUUGCCCCAGCCCUAGCUGCCCGAUGGGAUACGUUCCAGACCGAUGCAACUGCUGCCUGGUUUGUGCCCAGGGAGAAAGCGACCCAUGCGGGCGCAAAGACGAUCUACCCUGCGGCGAUGGACUGGAAUGCAAACACCCGGCCGGCAAACGGCUCUCUAAAGGGUUUUGUCAGUGCAAAUUAGGUCACAAAGUAUGCGGCAGUGAUGGCAAUACCUAUGGGAACGUGUGUCAGUUGAAGGCCCAGAGUAGAAAGGCUCUGCAACAGGGGCUUUCAGCCAUCAGUUCAGUCCACAAGGGACCAUGUGAAAUAAACCAUAACAAAGGUACUUCCCAUCCGACCAGUCCCAGGUACAAGUUUAACUUCAUAGCUGAUGUGGUGGAGAAGAUUGCACCAGCUGUGGUCCACAUCGAACUCUUCCUCAGGCAUCCUCUGUUCGGUCGGAACGUCCCUCUGUCCAGUGGGUCGGGCUUCGUGAUGUCAGAAAACGGUCUGAUCGUGACCAACGCCCACGUGGUGUCCAGCACCACCCCAGUCUCUGGACGUCAGCAGCUCAAGGUGCAAAUGCAAAACGGCGAUGUCUAUGAGGCAACUAUCAAAGACAUUGACAAGAAGUCGGACAUCGCCACCAUUAAAGUCAACCCCAUGAAAAAGCUCCCCGUGCUGCUACUGGGCCACUCGGCCGACCUUCGGCCUGGAGAGUUUGUGGUUGCCAUCGGCAGCCCUUUCGCGCUCCAGAACACAGUUACCACGGGGAUAGUGAGCACUGCCCAGAGAGACGGCAAAGAGCUGGGCAUAAGAGACUCUGACAUGGAUUACAUACAGACAGACGCCAUCAUCAAUUAUGGAAAUUCAGGUGGACCACUCGUUAACUUGGAUGGAGAGGUGAUCGGUAUCAGCAGUGAUCCAUUUCCUAGUCAUAACACUGUGUUGCGUUGUCUGUCUGACUGCCACCAGGACGGGGAAGUGAUUGGCAUCAACACGCUGAAAGUGGCCGCUGGGAUCUCCUUCGCCAUCCCCUCUGAUAGGAUAACACGCUUCCUCAACGAAUCAAUGGACAAGCAAAGCAAAGAAGUGAGAUCACUUAAGAAACGGUUCAUUGGAAUAAGGAUGCUCACCAUCAACUCGAUGUUGGUGGAGGAACUGAAGCAACAGAAUCCAGACUUCCCAGAUGUCACAAGCGGAAUCUACGUCCAUGAAGUGGUGCCUCACUCUCCCGCACAGAAGGGUGGCAUCAGAGACGGUGACAUCAUUGUGAAGCUGAAUGGCCAUCCUUUGAUGACCACUGCCGACCUACAGGGGGCGCUCACAGAGGAGACUGCUCUUUUGCUCGAGGUCAGGCGGGGCAACGACGACCUGCUUUUCAACAUCCAGCCGGAUGUCAUUAUGCAGUAACUCUGACGACAAUGACUCACAAGUGUACAGAAAAUCCGUUUUGUAAUCUGAAUGCUCUGUAACUGUUACAACGUCACUAAACGAAUGCAGCCGCUGUAAAAAGAGAAGACCCGAGUGGAGAUUCAACAUCUGGUUUUCAAGGGGAAACUGAUGCUGUAUUGAAUAUGACUGCAUGCCUGAAACCCGGAUGUUUUUGUUUUCUCAAGAUUUCACGGAGGGUGAAACAACAUACCAGCAACGCCCUCGUUUAACACCAAGCCUUACAUUAUGCAUUAACAAUGAAAUCCAUAGCGUGAAACCCGGGAGACUGAAAAAGUGUAACGAACAAACAAAUAGAUAACUUUGGUUGAGAGCCCUUGACACUGAUAAAGCUGCCCCAAUAGACUGAGCUAAAGCCAGUUGGGUAUUUGUUUGUCCACCUAAUGGUUGAGGUUAGGAUUUGAGAGGGCACAUUUUUUUCUAGAUCUGUGCCUGAAGGGUAGCUUCUUACUAAUCAGGGCCUAUGGUAAUAUGAAUAAUAAAUGUAAAAAAAAAGGGGGGGAUUGUGAUUUUUGCUGGAAAUGAUGGGUAAACAAUAGAGAUUUAGUGACUCUCGCUUGGGAAAUUCCCCAAGAAAGCAGCCCGUAGCCUGGAUGCAUUUUUCCAGGCAUAAACGUCGGAACGCCCAGGAAACUGAAACACUUGAUUUUUAUGGUUGUGCAGUACACGUAUGUGUUUGACUAUCAUAAACAUGUUUUUGUCAAAGCAGGCUAGCUGUUUUAUUUUUAUUAUGACAAAAGUGUACAUUAUUUUAGCAUAAUAGUUUAUUCAAAGAUUGUUUCAUUGUCAAACUGCUUUAGUAGCCUUUCAUCUGUACAGUAGAAGUAAUUUUUAUACAUACAAGCAGCUAUGGCUUCAAUGCUGUCUGUUCGAAAACAUUCCAUAACCAACUGUGAAUGUUGUUGUUUUUGAUCAGUUAUAAGUUAAAAGAAAUACCACAUUUGGUAAGAAAUUGUCAGUUACUGAAUUAAAAUAAAGAACAUUUUAUCAACUGGCAUCAAAAUGUUAGCAAAUGUUGGAUUUAAUCUCAUUUCCUGGAUUCUUGCAUUAAGAAUCCUGCAAAUAGUAACAGUACAAUAAUGUCCCUAAGAAACUAUAAAUCAGUUGUGAACGUGUUAUGAACCUUCUACCGAACUGACUUGUAUUAAUAGCAUAAAUAAAUGUGCUUUGCAAAUUAAGUUAACCA